Molecule: messenger RNA, 714 nt
Organism: Giardia duodenalis
Lineage: Eukaryota; Fornicata; Diplomonadida; Hexamitidae
Product: Leucine-rich repeat protein
Exons: 1
Coding region: 1-714 (237 amino acids)
Molecular function (GO): protein binding
Source: RefSeq, a predicted model, not a curated record
AUGCGGCUGUCUGAUGUAGAGGUUAAGCAGCUCAGCGGCGAAUUUUCGCUUUCUAACGUCACGCGGCUCAGCGUGAUAGACCGGGACGUUGAUGACGCCACCAUUUUAGAGCUCUGUACAGCCGUUUUUUAUCUAAACCUCUCCAAUAAUAAGCUUAGAUCAGCCCCUUUUGUGAAGAAGAUGCCAUCCUUGCAGAUCCUUAUUUUGGACGGGAAUCCGAUUACCUCGUUGGGUUUUCUAGGAGAACUGACUGAUGAAGGGGUAUCUGUCUGCACAGCAGAGACCAUUUCCCUUGUCGGCUGCAAAAUAUCUUCUCUGGAAGAGCUUCGGCAUCUAUCUAAGAUGGCUAAUCUGACUAAUGUUGACCUUACUGGGAAUCCUGUUGUCUCCGAGAAGGAGUUCCUGCGUACAAUCUUGAGCACAAACGAGCACAUCUUAACUGUCAACCAUACGAGGGUUCGUACAACUGGAGGACUUCUCGUGGAUGUGGAGGGCUUUAUUAACAACGAAAAGAGUUGCGUCAACAUGGCAAAUAUCGCCGUGGAGCCCGUCCCCUGGCUUCCGGACAGUGCCUUUGAUCCCAUGGAAAUUCCAAACUUCUCUUCGUUCUGCGGGUCUCUGGAAGACAAGCUGCGGGCGAAGAUUGCAGAAUAUAAUGCAAAGAGGAAAGAGAUGCUCGAGGAACAGAUGGGGGCUAAAGAUUCGCCCACCUGA